Molecule: messenger RNA, 1419 nt
Organism: Cyprinus carpio (common carp)
Lineage: Eukaryota; Metazoa; Chordata; Actinopteri; Cypriniformes; Cyprinidae
Product: protocadherin alpha-8-like
Exons: 5
Coding region: 1-1404 (467 amino acids)
Biological process (GO): homophilic cell-cell adhesion
Cellular component (GO): plasma membrane
Molecular function (GO): calcium ion binding
Source: RefSeq, a predicted model, not a curated record
AUGUCGGAUUGUGUCGAGAGAGAUGAAACGCACCGGUUUACAAUUAACUCCAAAUCCGGGGAAAUUGCUGUUCAAGGACAAAUUGACUAUGAAGAAGACGCUGCAAUUGAACUGCGAGUUCAGGCGAGCGAUAAAGGCAGUCCUCCUAAAAGUACACACUGUAAAGUUUUAAUAGAAGUUGUGGAUGAGAACGACAACGUGCCAGAGAUAGUUACGACUCCUCUUGGUAGAUGGACCUCUGGACAGAGAGAGUGGUUUCUCUGUAUAACCAUCACAAUUACAGCUGCAGAUGAAGGAACCCCGUCUCUUUCCAGCAGCACUGUUAUAACUGUACAUAUCUCUGAUGUUAAUGACAAUGCUCCACAUUUUCCAGCACCCGUUGUUAACGCUUUUCUAAGUGAGAAUGGUCAAGCUGGAGGUCUCGUGACAAAAGUGUCCGCUGAUGAUUCAGACACUGGUGAAAACGCUGAACUUUCAUAUUCACUGUUAGACAGUUCCAGCUCCAGUGUUCCUAUAACAACACUGAUAAAUAUAAACUCUUUAAGUGGAGAAAUAUUCAGCUUGCAAUCAUUUAAUCACGAAGAAACAAAAAGAUUUCAGUUUCAAGUUAUGGCAACAGACUCUGGUGUUCCUCUUCUGAGCAGUAAUGCGACUGUAAAUGUGUUUAUUCUGGAUGAGAAUGACAACAGUCCGGUUAUUUUACCGCCUUAUUCUGAACCUGGAUCAGUUAAUAGUGAGAACAUUCCCUACUCUGCUGAAGCGGGAUACUUUGUAGCCAAGAUCAGAGCUGUUGAUGCUGACUCUGGAUAUAACGCACUUCUGUCUUAUCAUCUAACUGAACCCAAAGGAACGAAUCUCUUCCGCAUUGGAAGCAGCGCUGGAGAAAUAAGGACUAAGAGACGAAUGAGUGACAAUGACUUAAAAACUCACCCACUUCUUAUCACAGUGUCUGAUAAUGGAGAGCCAUCACUCUCAGCGACUAUGUCCAUGGAUGUUGUGGUUGUUGAGAGUCUGGAUGACAUAAAGACAUCAUUCAGAGAAGUUCCUGUUAAAGAGGAGAGUUUUUCAGAUCUGAAUCUGUAUCUGCUCAUCGCUAUUGUCUCAGUAUCAGUCAUAUUUUUACUGAGUCUGGUGGGUUUGAUAGCAGUUAAAUGCUACAGGACAGACGGCAGUUUCAGUAGGUACAGCGCUCCAGUGAUCAACACACAUCCAGACGGAAGCUGGUCCUUCUCUAAAUCCACACAACAGUACGACGUGUGUUUUAGUUCUGACACAAUAAAGAGUGACGUAGUCGUUUUCCCCUCGCCAUUUCCGCCAGCAGACGCAGAACUGAUCAGCAUUAACGGAGAAGAUACUUUUACACGCACGCAAACCCUUCCGACCACUGAGAAGAAAACUAUAUGAAGAAACAUCUUAUUG